GUCCUUUUGUCUGCUUUUCUCCGUUCCUCUUCAACCAUCCUACACGCUCGUUGGUCUUUCGGCAAAGCCACCCAACCGGUCGUCCCGUCCUGGAAGCAGUCAUUGACCGCCUCGUUCGUCCGAUCGGAAGACUUUCGCUGUGCUCGAUUUUCACGGUGUCAAAGGCGCGCUCCAUACCCAAGCGUACUCUUCCGAGUCCUUUAACGAUCAAUUGGCGCUGUUCUUUCAUUGCAUAGCGCUCUCGAUUGCCGUUUCCGCCGGCCAUCAGUCGCACCUCCCAGGAGUCACGCACCAACGCGCCCAGAACGAUGCCUCGAAAGCUCUCGAAUCCCUUCUCAACAUCCACCAUGCCACAUUCCGAGAGGGUAGGCGAGCGACGCCCUUCUCACUCGAAGGGCAACCGUCUUGCAGGUUUUUUCUCCAAGUCAAAAGAGCAAGCAGCGGCCCAUCACGCAGUAGCAUCGCAACCAACGGCGGCAUCACCAAGCCCUCUUCCAACAAUCUCCUUGUCCGCCGCUGCCGGUGAAAAACUCGACACCGAUGAGACCCCCACUACCUUAUUCGAACCUCCCUCUGCCGACGAGGCAAAGAAGCAGGAACGCUUUGAAGCUCAGUUCGCUCCCUUGCUCGACAAGAGCCACCUCUAUGUCAGCGCCCACCAGGGCAAGCCGCUCGAGGCUCCCGUCAUCGAUGAGCCGCCUUACUAUUACGUCCUUACCACAUACCUCAGCUAUCUCCUCUUGAUCUUUUUCGGCCAUGCGCGGGACUUUUUCGGCAAGAGAUUUGGAAACAAGAAGCACUACCAGACACUGAAGGUUCACGAUGGCUACGCCCCACUCAACGACGAUUUUGACAGCUUCUAUGUCAGGAGGCUAAAGCUCCGCAUCGACGACUGCUUCGCAAGGCCCACGACUGGUGUCCCCGGUCGCUACAUCACCCUUAUCGACCGCAAGUCGGACGAUUAUAACCGCUCUUACAAGUUCACGGGCACCUACACGCAGACUCUGAACGUGAGCUCGUACAACUACCUCGGUUUCGCUCAGUCGGAGGGUCCUUGUGCCGACGCCGUCGAGGAAUGCGUCCGCAAGACCGGUCUGAGUUUUGCCAGCCCGCGUGCCGACGCCGGCACCUCGGAAUUGGUGCUGGAGGUCGAGCGUGAGGUGGCCAAGUUUGUCGGCAAGCCUGCGGCUAUGGUGUUUUCAAUGGGUUUCGUGACGAAUGCGGGCUCCUUCCCGGCGCUCGUCUCCAAGGGCUGUCUCAUCCUCUCGGACGAGCUGAACCACGCGUCGAUCCGCAUUGGCGCCCGCCUUUCCGGCGCCGUGAUCCGGUCGUUCAAGCACAACGAUAUGCAGGAUCUGGAGAAGAAGCUGCGCGAGGCCAUCUCCCAGGGCCAGCCGCGUACCCACCGGCCCUGGAAGAAGAUCCUGGUUGCCGUCGAGGGUCUUUACUCUAUGGAAGGGACCAUGGUGGAUCUCCCGGGCGUCCUGGCGCUCAAGAAGAAGUACAAGUUCUUCCUGUACGUCGACGAGGCUCACAGUAUCGGAGCGCUUGGCCCGAGAGGACGUGGUGUCUGCGACUACUUCGGCAUUGACCCGGCUGAGGUCGACAUUCUGAUGGGAACCCUGACCAAGUCUUUUGGUGCCAAUGGCGGCUACGUUGCGGCUGAGAAGCACAUUAUCGACGGGCUCAGGAUGACCAACGCGGCCACCCUUCUGGGUGAAUCCCCAACCCCCCCGGUCUUGAUGCAGAUUCUCACCUCCCUCAAGCUGAUCACGGGCGAGAUUUACCCCGGCCAGGGCGAGGAGCGCUUGCAGCGCCUAGCCUUCAACUCGCGCUAUCUCCGUCUCGGGCUCAAGCGCCUCGGCUUUAUCACUUACGGCCACGACGACUCGCCCAUCAUCCCCAUUGUGCUGUACAACCCGGGCAAGAUGUCGGCUUUCAGCCACGAGAUGCUCAAGCGCAAGAUUUCGGUCGUCAUUGUCGGCUACCCGGCCACGCCGCUCAUCAGCUCGCGCGCCCGUUUCUGCAUCUCGUCUGCUCACAACAAGGAGGAUAUGGAUCGCAUCCUGGCCGCCUGCGACGAGGUUGGCGACAUCCUGCAGCUCAAGUACUCGACCGGUAUUGCCGGUGGCCUCGAGCCGCUGCCCGACGGCGUCACGCCCGAGACGGAGCAGGAGUGGCGCCGCGCGAAUGGCUUCGUGGGCGUCAUCAAGCCGCCGAGGUGGAAGCUGGAGGAUGUUCUUGCCCGUGGCGUGGAGGACGCCAAGAAGCCGCUUCGUUAAAGAUAAUUCACUAGCUUCAGAGAGCUGGGUGUAUAUAACCGAAUCGGGCGUUGUUCUGGAGAAGCGAUGCACGUGGUGGAGCAUCUCGCUCUGUAUAGAUCUCUAGAGGUCCUCUGUUCACGUUUGAAUAACUCGGCGGAGUGACUCGGAGUCGCCGGGAUGGUAAUGUUUAGGAUCUAGGCAGAAUACUUGACGGUGUUUUGUCUGCUUUCGUCUUGGGAGAGAGGAGUUAGGUUACGGCAAGCGAAGACCCGAAUAUGUCGUGCCGGAUGAUGCUGCAGGAAGUCGAUGGGCUCAUAAUGUAUUUUUGAUGGGUCACGUACCUUUAGUAUGAGGAAUUGAAGGAUGGGCGGAGUUAGCGGGAGCAGGACAGGACCAGCGGCGUCUAGGAGGGAAGAGCAUGUCAGGGGCCCAAUGCUGGAAGGAAUUAAUGAGGAUACUUACGCAAUAGAACACGACACCUUUAUGUGAGGAGCUUCACACUUUUUGG
Thermothelomyces thermophilus ATCC 42464 is the source of this 2772-nucleotide messenger RNA. RefSeq lists its product as uncharacterized. NCBI's taxonomy places the organism in Eukaryota, Fungi, Ascomycota, Sordariomycetes, Sordariales, Chaetomiaceae. The record is from RefSeq and is a predicted model, not a curated record. The coding region runs from base 309 to 2282 and encodes 657 amino acids. Gene Ontology annotation, cellular component: serine palmitoyltransferase complex. Gene Ontology annotation, molecular function: pyridoxal phosphate binding; serine C-palmitoyltransferase activity. The transcript has 2 exons. Gene Ontology annotation, biological process: ceramide biosynthetic process; sphingosine biosynthetic process.